Messenger RNA from Eurytemora carolleeae, 497 nucleotides. RefSeq names its product choline transporter-like protein 1. The annotation marks the transcript as partial. Gene Ontology annotation, molecular function: transmembrane transporter activity. Gene Ontology annotation, cellular component: membrane. Lineage: Eukaryota; Metazoa; Arthropoda; Copepoda; Calanoida; Temoridae. The transcript has 6 exons. Gene Ontology annotation, biological process: transmembrane transport. The record is from RefSeq and is a predicted model, not a curated record.
UUUUUCAGAUAAAAGAUGUUUUGAAGAAUAAUGAGUUGUUGUUGUAACAACAAAGUGGAGGAUGAGGAGGAGGAGGAGCUGGAGGGACCGAUGGAGAAUAGAAGUUGUACAGAUGUUAUUUUCUUGAUUCUCUUCAUAGCGUACAUUAUUGGAAUGAUAAUUCUUUUCGGAUAUGGAGUAGCGACAGGGGAUCCAAACAGAAUCAUCAGCGGAUAUGACGUUGCUGGUGACACAUGUGGCGCAAAGAACCCGGUUUUGGUGGAUGUACCGUACAGUGGGAAAGAUCUGACUGGGAAAGGGUUACUGUUCAUAGAUCUGGUUCGAACAGCACAAAUUCAGGGAGACGCCACCCUAUCUUCAUACCUGAAAAACCUAUCCUUACCCAACACAGAUCUGACCAGCACGCUAGUAGAUAAAAUUCAGUUCUGUAUAGAGGGCAUGAACCUAGGUGGAAGUGUAAACACAACCAGCAGAAGAAAAAGAGAAACCAUUUUGAG